AUGCGGAUACCUUCGCUCAUUAUCGCGGCUUUAGCCGCCCGGGGGACCGUUGCUGGUUUCUUUGAUCCUGGCGGUGGGUCUCAGCAGGUGUUGACCCCUGAUAUCGGAGGAGGCAUACUCGGCGAUCUGGAUCUAAACGGUGUUAUUACUAGUAUUAGGGAAGAUGCGCGGAGUCAGGUUUCGUGUGCGGUUUGCGAGGUAGUCCUACUUCAACUUAAACUUGCGGCGUUGAGAGGUGAUGCUUUUUUCGUGGGUGUCACGACGGAGCUUUGUAAACGGUUCGGCAUCGAAGACAACGAUGUAUGUGAAGGCGCCGUAGCCCUAGAAGGACCGGUCAUCGCCCACGCUUUGCGCGGGAUGAGAAUAGGGUCAAAGACGUCGCGGUUGGCUUGUAUUGGGCUCAUGGGACUGUGCUCGUAUCCCGAGGUCGAACCGUAUGAUGUCUCAUUCCCGUCGCCGAAGCCGAAGACUACACGACCCGCUCCUAGCAGCUUGAAGCCGUUGCAAGUUGUACAUUUCUCGGAUGUCCAUGUCGACCCGCUAGAAAACACCUCCAGUGACAGCAACCCCAACUUCAAACCAGCCGACCCCUUCGGCGAGCACACCUGCGAUGCCCCCGCCACUCUGGAGGAGAGCAUGUACGCGGCGAUUAACGCCAUUGCGCCCGAUGCCGCCUUCGGCAUCUUCACGGGCGACAUCGUCGACCACGCCAUCUGGAGUACCUCGAAAGCGUACAACUCGCGCGUCAUUAAAGAUACGUAUGCUCGUAUGGAGAACGCCGGGUUGCGUGUGUAUGCGACGGCAGGAAAUCACGAAGUUUCGCCUGCGAACGCAUUUCCGCCUGUGGGCGAGAAUGGUAAGGUUGAGAUUGGCACGAGUUGGGUCUACGAGUUGCUAGCGGAGGUUUGGGGAAGGUGGGUUGGGACUCGGGGCGCGCAUACGACGAGGGCUUUUGGGGCGUAUUCUGUUAGACAUGCUAGCCGGGAAGACGAAGACGGUAGGGUGGGUGGGUUAAGGGUUAUUUCGGUGAACACGAAUUUGUAUUAUGACCAGAACUACUGGUUAUACAAGGAUCCUAUGGAGAGGGAUCCGAGUGGGCAAUUGGAGUGGCUUGUUCGUGAGCUGGAUAAGGCGGAGAGGGCGGGCGAGAGGGUGUAUGUUGUGGGACAUAUGCCGAUGGGGAAUAGGGAUGCAUUUCACGAUGCGUCGAAUUACUUUGAUCAAAUUGUUAGGCGGUAUGAGGGUGUUAUUGCGGCUAUGUUCUUCGGUCACACUCACUUUGACGAGUUCCAGCUCUCGUAUGCGGAUUAUGACAACAUGUCACAUGCGAACACACUGGUCACAUCGUACAUUGCUCCGUCGAUGACGCCGACGUCAGGACACCCGGCUUUCCGCAUAUACGAGGUAGAUCCGGUCACUUUCGCCGUGCUUGACGCUACUACAUAUAUCGCCAACAUGAGUGAUCCCGAGUUUUCGAUCUCCGGACCGAAGUGGACGAAGUACUACUCAGCUAAAGAGUCAUACAGUCCGCUUAUAGGGAAAGGAUUAGGAUUGGGAAGCGAACAGGAACUAACACCUGCGUUUUGGCACAACGUAACUGAGGCUCUUGAAAAGAAUGAGACGGCAUUUGAGGAGUAUUUCGAGAGGAGAUCGCGGAGAUGGGGAGUGGGGAUUUGCAGGGGAGAGUGCAAAAGCAUGGAGAUAUGCAAGAUGAGGGCUGGGAGGGCGCAGGAUAAUUGCGUAUCUCCCGGCUUGAGGCUUGGUGGCGUCGGUAAGAUGAUGAAUGGCCACAUAGUACUUGAAGAGGAGUGCGGAGGUUCGGUUAUACGUGAUACGCUCGGAAAUAUAGUCGUCGAUUCGGACACGCUGAGGAUCUUUAAGGAGAUAGUAGUUCAAAGAGAGAUUCUAUAA
Messenger RNA from Annulohypoxylon maeteangense, 1911 nucleotides. Its product is annotated as sphingomyelin phosphodiesterase. The coding region runs from base 1 to 1911 and encodes 636 amino acids. The transcript has 5 exons. Gene Ontology annotation, molecular function: sphingomyelin phosphodiesterase activity. Lineage: Eukaryota; Fungi; Ascomycota; Sordariomycetes; Xylariales; Hypoxylaceae. The record is from RefSeq and is a predicted model, not a curated record. Gene Ontology annotation, biological process: sphingomyelin catabolic process.